GUUAGCUGCUGUGAUGCAGAAAAUAUUCAUGGUGAAAUGGACCCUGGCCGUACCAAAAUGAAAGGCCCUUUUCAUUUUCAAUGACGUCUCCAGGGCAACAACAAUUGAUUGAAGCUUCCUGUUUCCAGUUGCUUUGUUGCUCAUAAUGACAACCUAGAUGCCGAAACCGCGUUUCUUCUCUACUUGUUAGACAUUGUACAACCUAUAACUUAUAAAUACAUAACUUCAGCUAGAGAUACGUCCAUCAUUGCUGCAUCUUAUUUUCACUUCAACAUCUUAUCAAUUCUCCACAUAUUUUGAUACUAUCAAAUUUGUUUUGACAAUGGAAGCCAAUUUAGCUUCUGGAAUUCAGAAGACUGAAGUAGUAGAAGGACUUUCAGCGGCCAGGAGGUGGGAGUUGGUUAAGGCUUUGCCAGGGAAAUUAAGAACCAGGGUCGAUGAAUUUCCUGGGAAGAUAAAGAAAUUAGGACAAGACGACCCGAGAAGAAUUGUUCAUUCGUUUAAAGUUGGAUUAGCCAUCACCUUGGUGUCACUAUUCUACUAUUUUGAUCCCCUCUACGUUGGUUUUGGCAGCUCAGCAAUUUGGGCUGUUUUGACCGUUGUUGUUGUCUUUGAGUUCUCUGUAGGAGCCACCCUUGGAAAAGGCUUAAAUAGGGGAUUAGCAACAUUUCUUGCUGGAACUCUGGGAUUUGGUGCUCAUCACAUAGCAAACUUGCCCGGACAGAAAACCCAGCCUAUACUACUUGGGCUCUUUGUCUUCCUUCUAGCUACAUCAGUAUCGUUUAUACGAUUCUUUCCCCGAAUGAAGGCCAGAUAUGAUUACGGGCUUGUCAUAUUCAUCUUGACAUUUUGCUUGAUAUCUGUUUCUGGUUAUCGUGAUGAAGAGGUGCUCGAAAUGGCUCAUCAAAGAGUAUCCACCAUACUAAUUGGUGGCUUUACAGCUGUUCUUGUCAGCAUUUUCAUCUGCCCAGUUUGGGCUGGCGAUGAUCUUCAUAAUUUGGCUGCCAACAAUAUUGAAAAGCUUGCAAACUUCUUAGAAAGUUUCGGGGAUGAAUACUUCAAAAAAUCAGGGAAUAGAGAGUCAAAGCAAGCAUCAUUACAAGGGUAUAAAAGCAUACUCAAUUCGAAACAAAUUGAAGAAUCUUUGGCUAAUUUUGCUAGAUGGGAACCCAGUCAUGGGCGGUUCAGGUUUCGACAUCCUUGGAAACAAUACCUGAAGAUUGGAAGCCUCACUCGGCAAUGUGCUUACAGAGUUGAAGCUCUUAAUGGCUAUCUCAACUCUGAUGUUCAGGCUUCACCAGAAACCAUUGGAAAAUUUCAGGAGGCAUGCAUCAAAAUGAGCUCAGAAUCAGGGAAAGCCAUGAAGGAAUUAGCAUUAGGUAUCAGAACAAUGAAUCUACCAUCCUCUGAUUGUCGUCACAUUGCAAAAUCCAAAAAUGCCGCAAACAAUCUCAAGUCCUCGCUCAAAACAGGGUUGUGUAAAGACAUAGAUAUACUGGAGAUUGUAGGAGUAGCUACCGUAACUUCACUACUGCUUGAUGUUCUUUCUGCACUGAAAAAAUUUCAGAGUCCAUUCAUGAAUUAGCCUCUCUAGCAAAUUUCAAGAGCAUGGAACCUAAUGUAGCAGAUGGGAAGCCAAAUUUAAAUCAGCAGGGACAAGUGCAGCCAAGUUCUGAUGGCA
This is a messenger RNA of Durio zibethinus, 1681 nucleotides long. Its product is annotated as aluminum-activated malate transporter 2-like. Gene Ontology annotation, biological process: malate transport. NCBI's taxonomy places the organism in Eukaryota, Viridiplantae, Streptophyta, Magnoliopsida, Malvales, Malvaceae. The record is from RefSeq and is a predicted model, not a curated record.